AGAUAAUUGUGAAAUUUAUUUGUGUAUCUAGUAGGUAAUUUAUGGACGGUAUUCAUGAUCGAAUUUUAUAUGUAAAAUCAUCAAGUUUUCUUUUGAUAUAUCCAAUGGAAUAGCAGGUUCUGAGGAUUAACUUACGACGAUCUUAAUAGAAAAAGUGUUUACAUUGUUUUUAGAUUGUCUUCCGUAUGUUUUCUUUUUCUUUUGGCCUUUGAUUUUGUUAGUUCCAAUAUCCAGCCAAUGGAUAAGAUGCCAAGUCGAAGCGCAAUCUUUCUGUAGAGCUUUAUUCGAACGUCGACUCGCACUCUGCGAAUUUUAUACGCGACAUAUAGUGAAGUGAAGUGAACGAUAAGAUGUCGAAUUCGAAUGAUAAAUUUAAAAUUCCUAAUGAAUUGAGAAUCGUUUUGUUGGGAAAGUCAGGAGUUGGAAAAACCAGUCUCAUAACUCGUUUCUUUAAUGAAUUAAAUGACAACGAAACCUCGAUAAAUUCAAGGGCGAAAACAGGUGCUAUAUGUACAAAGAGAAAAAUACAAAUUGACGAAGUAUUAUUUGACGUAGAGAUAUGGGACACAGCGGGCGAACAAAAAUACGACUCAAUGGCUCCGAUGUAUUGUUCAGGUCGAGCUGCUGUUAUAAUCUGUUAUGACAUUACUGAUUCACUCUCUUUCAUAAAGGCAAAGGAGUGGCUACUACAGUUCAGAAUCCAUUCUUGUAAUAUCUAUAUAUGCGCCACUAAAAAAGAUUUAUGUAAUGAACACAAAACACCAAAUCCGCCCUUAAAUAGCGCACAAGAAUACGCGGAAUCUGUUAUGACGAAAUUCUUUGUAACAUCCAGUUACACAGGCGAGAACGUUUCUAAGUUGUUCUACGCAAUUAUAAAAGAUUUCUUAUCAGCACCAGAGAAUAAAGAAGAGAUAGAAAAGCAGAACCGCAGAAGAAGAGAAAGUAGAUUUUCUUACUGGAGGAAAAUCUUAUGUUUCAUUUGACUUGGAAAUAUAGGACUUAGAAAGUUUCAAAUUAAGGCUCCUUGUACUCCCCCCACCUCGCUAGUCAUGUCGGAUUUGUAACGUCAGAAGCGAGGAAUGACGUAACGUGAAAUGAGUCUAUUUUGUCUGCAUGCUUUAUUUCACUGUUUAUAUACGACUAUUUAUUGAUUAUUAAGGGAAAGGGAUAGUUUCUGAAAAAUUGUACAAGUGUGCUCAAACGAGAUGUUAAGUACUCUUUCAUCCGUAUUUAUCUUUAUUUAGAAAUAGCACGCAACUUUUGUCAGCAUGUUUUCACUUUUGACGUCAUAAAUCCAACAUAGUCUCGGCGACAAGAAGCCUUAAAAGUUAAAAUUAUUUUUUUAUUUUUUCGGAAUUUGUUAUCUAAUAGAAUUAUGUUAUUUGUUUUCAUUUUUUAUUCUCUUAUCAUGUCCUUUUUUGACGUGAAUAAUUAUGACUAUCAUAUAUCAUUAAUAAGUAUGAGAUAUUUUUAUAUAUUGCUAUGGACCAAGUAUGUUUUCAAUACUUUUCGAUUACAAAUUUUAUAGUUACAAAUUGUGUAUUCAUGAUCUUAUUAAUGCUGCAUAAUAUACAUAAAUAUAUGGAAUAAUAUUAAAACGAUAAUUAGUGCCUUUAAAAAGAU
Messenger RNA from Odontomachus brunneus, 1623 nucleotides. It is a transcript of the gene Rab11, whose product is annotated as ras-related protein Rab-24. Gene Ontology annotation, molecular function: GTPase activity; GTP binding. The coding region runs from base 351 to 983 and encodes 210 amino acids. The record is from RefSeq and is a predicted model, not a curated record. NCBI's taxonomy places the organism in Eukaryota, Metazoa, Arthropoda, Insecta, Hymenoptera, Formicidae. The transcript is spliced from 4 exons.